AUGGCUGCCAAUCUCGGGGCCAGCGCGCUGGCUGAUGUGCACCAGGAGGGCCUGGACCAGAUUCUACAUGAGUUGGUGUCUAUGUAUUCUGACCAGCAACAGCCGCUGGGGGUUCCUGUUCUUGACUCUUUGCUCGAAGUGUUCACAUCGAGACCAUCACGCGUCUCAGUCGGCGCUCAAGCCCAGUCUGGACAAGCUUCGGAUGCAUCUCUGCCGGGAGUUGGCGGGCUGCUGCUUCAUGCAGAUAAUGAAAACCAGCCACGAAUACAACUGCCCCAUUUGCAUGGCGACAGUAACCCCGACGCCCGUUCCAGCCGCGGGACCAAGCGACCAGAUACGGUCCUGGAGAUUUCCAGCAGCUUGUCAGCCGCAGGCAAAUCGCACCUGCUAUAUUACCUAACUGCUCUUGCGAUUUUGCCGUCGACGUACGGGGAUCUUCCAAUAGGCGGCCGGCAUGAGGCCGUGGUCUUCAUAGAUACCGAUGGCCGAUUCGACGCCGACAGACUACGCACCGUGGCCCGAGAAAUUGUACGACAGCGAGUACCCUCAGAUGUAGACAAUAAGCCGUCGACCGAAGACCUCGAAACGCUUCUGGUUUCUUCCAUUCAGCAUGUCCAUGUCUUUCGGCCGCAGUCCUCUUCGACCCUGCUUGCCACAAUAUGCGCGUUAGAUACCUACCUCUUUGACCUUUCUCAGCAUCGCUCUGCUUCCAGGCCAUUGCAAAUGAUUGCCAUUGACAGUGUCACGGCAUUCUUCUGGCAAGACCGCCUGCGCGAGGAGGCCUCUCGCACCGAGACGAUUGGACGUCCCCAGAAAGAAAUUGAUGGCCUGCGCGAGUCGAAACAAUUGUUUUCUCUUUCGGAUCUCUAUGCCGACCUCGUGAAAGAACUGAAGCAGCUACAGCGUCGCUUUGGCUGUGCAGUGGUCUAUACUGCAACAAUCCCGGGUGGACGUCCUGCCAAUACUAAUGACGCUUCUGGCCCAUUCGAACAAUACAUGGCGCGACCAUCACUGCGGCCUGCCCUCCCUGCGCCAUGGGGCACGUUCCCAGCUCUACGCCUGAUCGUUCACCGUAGCCAGGUGCGCCCAUUUCCACCUGGGAUAAACACACAGGACGCCGAGCGAGAGGCACCGCUGCGGCAGAGUGUGGUCGACCAAGGCAAAUUCUCUGCCUGCGUGAAUGCAUGGGGCAGCGAGGAGUGGCCCCGUCGAGUGGUGGAUGGAAUUGCUGCCAGAAAAGGUGGGAGGUUUGCCUACUUCGUGAGAGAAACGGGAGUAGAGCUACCUCUGUCAUGA
This is a messenger RNA of Penicillium riverlandense, 1296 nucleotides long. RefSeq names its product putative Rad51 family DNA repair protein. The record is from RefSeq and is a predicted model, not a curated record. Gene Ontology annotation, molecular function: four-way junction DNA binding. Gene Ontology annotation, biological process: double-strand break repair via homologous recombination; DNA strand invasion. Bases 1 to 1296 code for a protein of 431 amino acids. The transcript is spliced from 2 exons. Gene Ontology annotation, cellular component: centrosome; replication fork; Rad51B-Rad51C-Rad51D-XRCC2 complex. NCBI's taxonomy places the organism in Eukaryota, Fungi, Ascomycota, Eurotiomycetes, Eurotiales, Aspergillaceae.